AUGAGAAGAGUAUUUGGAGUGUGCUCCGAUGGCUGGUUUCUUUGUGGACAGAAUGGCUCCCCCCACGGUUCGGUGAUGUCGUGCCAGUCGCUGGCGGCGCGCGCCUUCUCUGAGCCGGACAAAGACCCGCACUGUGCGUCGCGGGCAACCUUUCACAGAACGGUGCGCUUUAGUUCAGAUUCACGAAGUCAAAACACUCGAACAUCCACCGAUACAGAAUGCAAGAGGGAAACGUCUGGUUCGAUGUCUCUCAGUGCGAUCUCCAUGACGCCUGUGUCUCAGGACUCUGCCAUGAGUCAGUCGGCGCCCUCUGCCUCCACGACCUUCGAUAUCGAUGAUACGCCACACCCACCUCCGGCAUGCAGGUUCCCAAAGUUAGAGGAAUGUGCCCAUUUCCAUUACGAGAGGGUGUCCUUAGGGGGUAUAUCUGUGGAACUAUUGCCGUGUGAUUCGGACGGGGAUUCCCCGGGAGAGGGGGAGGGGUGGGUGUCUCUUAAAGUGAGGUCGCACGUGAGCGCGGCGGCGGCGGGAGCGGAGGCCCGCGCGCUCAGUGCUUCGUGGACGGAGGCCAGCGACGUGCGCGAGUGGACCCUCACGCGCAACAAGGAUCACUUCACUCAUCUAGAUGAUAUGCUGCACAGAUGUAUAUACGACAGGAAGGUGUCAGGCUUGCCCAAUCUGAAGGAAGCCAUGACGCCUGAUCUCUUGGAGAAUGAGAGUGAAUAUAGGCAGCUAAUAUCCGACUAUGUCCACCAUCUAUCUAUCAUAGCUGACGACUCCAUCAAUUGCGGGCCAGCCUUGAACUGGUUGCAAAUGGAUAAUAGAGGUCACAAGUUAUUAGUGUCGAAUGAAGACUCAAGUUCAAUAAACACGCCGGCGGUGGCCGCCGCGUACUCUGUGAGGAAAUAUGUAUCGCAGGCGCGAGAUGAAAUAAGUUUUGAUGUGGGAGAUAUGAUAUCGAUUAUUGAUAUGCCAGGCCCGCAGGAGUCGGUGUGGUGGCGCGGCAAGCGCGGCUUCCGCGUGGGCUUCUUCCCGCACCACUGCGUCGCCGUCAUCGGCGACAAGGUGCCGCGCCACAUGACGCAGCCGCCGCCCAUCGUCGGGUCGGUAGCGGUGGCGCCGAUCAAACCGGUGCUCCGCAAGCACGGCAAGCUCAUCUCCCUGUUCCGCAGCUUCAUACUGUCGCGGCCGUCGCGCCGGAGCCUCAAGCAGCAGGGCAUACUGCGGGAGAGGGUCUUCGGCUGCGACCUGGGGGAGCACCUGCUCAAUUGUGGACACGACGUGCCGCUGGUGCUGGCGGAGUGCGCGGCCGCCAUCGAGCGGCGCGGCGCGGCCGACGGCAUCUACCGGCUGUCGGGCGGCGCGGCGCUCACGCAGCGCCUGCGCGCCGCCUUCGACGCCGGCGCGCCGCCCGACCUCGCCGCGCCGCUGCAGCGCGACCCGCACGCGCUCGCCAGCCUGCUCAAGAUGUACUUCCGCGAGCUGCCCAACCCGCUGUGCACGUACCAGCUGUACGACGCGUUCGUGCGCGCCGUGCAGCAGCCGGAGGCGGCGCGGCUGCGCGCCGUGCGCGAGGCCGUGGCCAAGCUGCCGCCGCCGCACUUCCGCACGCUGGCGCACCUCAUGCGCCACCUGCGCCGCGUGUCGCUGCUCAGCGCCGCCACCGGCAUGACGGCGCGCAACAUGGCCAUCGUGUGGGCGCCCAACCUGCUGCGCUCGCCCGCGCCGCAGCACGCGCUGCAGGGCGUCGCCGUGCAGGCGGUGGUCACGGAGUUCUUAAUCUGCUACGCGGAAGAACUGUUCGCUCAAGAGCAAGGGGCUGACUCCGGGCCCAGUUCGUUAGAACAGGAUCAAUACGACUCCCACAUAGAGUUAAGGGGCCUGGAAGCUGGAAGACGACCCAAGAGCCUACCUCUCAACCCGCCUACUAAAUUGUUAAGCCUAGAGGAGGCCCGCCGCCGAGGCAGGUCGGUGGUGUGCGCGGAGUCGCCGGGCGCGCUCACGGCGGCGCUGCGGCCCGCCGGGCACCUGCAGCCCAAGUAUAUCGAGGUGGGCUCCGGCCCCAACAACCUGCCCCAGUACCAUACCGUUUUAGACCUGCCUAUACCCGGUUCCAAGCGUGCCCUGAAGAGGUCGCCCUCAGGCUGGCGCGGGCUGUUCAGCCGCAGCAAGCUGCAGCGCGCGCCGCCCGCCCUCGCGCCGCGCGCGCCGCACGCGCCGCCACACUUGGAGACGACGAGCCAGCUGGAGCCGCGCCUGCGGCCGGCCAAGUCGUGCGAGUCGCUGUCGUCGGAGGCGGACGCGCUGCCGCCGCUGGCCGCGCGCGCGCCGCCGCCCCUCAAGCAUCACACCAGGUCGGCGUCGUGCGACUCGUACUUCGAGCCGUGGCAGGCGGAGCUGGCCGGCAUGCGCCUGCGCCUGUCGCCGCAGGAGCGCGACACCAACAUGUUCAGCGAGGAGGACGACGCCCACGCCCACGCCCACCACCACCAGGACGACUCUCUAUGUUCUACGCCGCCGGAAUCAAACCCGUGCUCUGCGGUGCCAAGUCCAAGGAGAAACCGACUGGAUACGGAUUUGGCUGAAAGGAAGCGCGUGGCGCUGGAGCAGCUGGAGGCGCAGGUGGCGCAGCUCGGGUACAUCGACGCCGACGCGCCGCCCGCGCCCGCGCCCGCCGCCGCCAAGAGAAUAUGCAAAGACCGGGACAGCCCUUCGUCCUCGACGUCCGACUUUCACACGUCACUUACAAAUGUGAAACUCAGAGAACGAAAUUCGCCGAGAAAACAAAAAAAUUCUUCACGAUAUAGUGGUAUGCACCAUCCGGUUUUAACUGACCCUGAAAAACAAAACGUUUCGAGGUUAACAUGGCAUGGUAAAGACGGACAUUCAACUCUCAUCAAAAUAGAUUGGCCGGCGGAAAAUUCGUCUUUAAGUAAUCUGACAAGUAGUACAAUAAAUUCGAACCCGCUGACCCCCGUCACGCCUGUAUAUGACCCGCUUGAAAGUGAUUCGGAAGUUAGUGAUAACAAACACACAAUAACGAUCAAAAGCAACGAUUGCAAUAAUUGUGAUGAAGAGAAAUGUUUGAAAUGCGAAUUGAAGGCAACAGAUUAUGAAAAUAUGAAAGAUUUGUCUCACGAUUAUUCUGAACCUAACCUACACGAUAGUUUGGAUGCCAGUCCUUUACAUUCGACCGAUAUAAGCUACCAAAAUUUAAAUAGGCUAUCAGCAGUGUCGACUUCAUCGAAUUCGGACCAUCAUUCCCAUAAAAAAGAUGAUUUGAAGGUUAUGACGUCAUCGCACGAAAGUUCGUCCAGCUACUCCAAUGUCAGUUUCAAACAGGACGAAUUGUAUGAAUGCUACAAUUUUACACGGCCAAAUUAUAUAAAUUUGUCUUCGAGCACGUCCAAAAGUUCUCCCGCAUCUCCUUUAAAAAGUCCACUAAAAUCCACUAUAAGUAUUACAUUCCGGUCACCGGUUAGAGUUAAAACGCCAGAUUACGAGCCCAUAGGCAAUAUAGACACGCCUACAAAUGAAAGGGAUUCGGUGUAUGAGGAUAUUGAUCUCGAAAAAAAUUUGUCUAUAGUUGAGGACGCGUCAAUACCACAAACUGAUGCAAGCCUACCAACCCAACAGGCCUGCCAACCUGAAGAUUUCAAUCAGGACCUAAUCAUACUAGAAACACCAACAGAAUCAACCAUAGACAAUGUAGACGUGUACAGUCAAGUAAAAUUCUUCAGGAAAAGCAUAGAGGAAGUCAAUGCGAUGAUCCUAGAAACUCCCGAGAAAGAAUGUGAGACGGAAUACGAGAACGUGCCGUUUGAAAGUCAACGCGAUUACGAAAAUAUAAACGUUGAUACUCUUAAAAUCUGUGAUACAGUAGAAAUAAGUAAGGAAAAUAUUGAAAAAGAAAACGGUAACGUCAUAAAACCUAACACAACCAAAAAUAUUAAUGUACGCGAAUUAGCAAUACGUUUUGAGAGUCCCACAGAGCAAAAAGGACCGUUUACUUUUGAGAAAUUUAAAACUGAUGUCAAAUAUCCGUCUUUAGAGCGACAUGACGACACAGAUAGAAAAAAAGACUCUAAACCACCGCCAAUUUCACCAAAAACGUACAAAUUAUCUAAAAAUUCCAACGCUAGAUCGCUGGACGAGAAUGCGUUUAUCAAGGAAUUUGGUAACGACAAAAACAGACGGAAAAGUCUUGAAGUGAAAGACGUUAAACGUCAAUCUAAAUAUUUACCGGAUCUCAAUUUAAAUAUGGAAGAACCGGAAAUCAAAUUAGAAAGCAUAACUCCGACCACAGAGAAUAAACUGUCACUAAUCCAAAGAUUCGACACUAAAAAGCCGACGGAUUUAAAGAAUCUCAUAGGUUUUGAUACUGAGAAAAAAUUGAGUCGCGAGCGCAUAGAGAAAUAUAAAGAGGAACGUAGAAAUUUUCUGCGAGAGAAAUACAGUUCGCAGUCAUUCAGAAGUAACCCAGAACAAUUGACGAGGAUCAAGUUAAAAAAAGAAGAUAAAGACUGUGACAGAUUGAAAGAAGAUUUGCCCAAAUUCGAAAGGAGAAAUACAGUGGAUUUAGGGCAAAGAAUGAGGUUUUCAUUAGCUAGAAGUGCGAAUAAUCUAGACACAAUCCCGUCUCCGAUUAGUCCCGAGGGAUUGCCAAGGAACGGAGAAGCAAGUGAAUCCCGGGAUGACAGGAGAGAAAAAGUGUCACCGUCAUACAACAUACGCGACAUGGCCGCCAUUUUCGAGCAGAAAUCACAAAACAACGGU
Molecule: messenger RNA, 4776 nt
Organism: Brenthis ino (lesser marbled fritillary)
Lineage: Eukaryota; Metazoa; Arthropoda; Insecta; Lepidoptera; Nymphalidae
Source: the annotation of a GenBank genome assembly